Molecule: messenger RNA, 1530 nt
Organism: Anoplopoma fimbria (sablefish)
Lineage: Eukaryota; Metazoa; Chordata; Actinopteri; Perciformes; Anoplopomatidae
Product: zinc finger protein 180-like
Cellular component (GO): nucleus
Source: RefSeq, a predicted model, not a curated record
CUUGCUGACUGCUAACAACAUGGCGUCUAGCUUGCAUUGCUCGUGAAGGCGUUGUUACGUUGAUGAAGUAUCAGUUAGCUCCAGCAGUACUGGUCCAUCAGAGUCUGUAUGUUUGGAUAAACCCGUCUGAAUGCUGUUCGCCUUUUUUUCUGGAUGUUUUUCCUCUGACUCAUCUCCCGGUAGCCUACAAAGCUAAUGAAGUUAGCUUAGCAUGCUAGCUGGAAACAGACCGACGGGGACGGAAGUUAGCAACACAGCGCUAUUCGGAGUUUAAAGGAGAGUAAACGGUGUUUUUGACGGAGUUUGAGUAAAGAAUACGUAUCUUACGUUGUGUUAAAAUGUCUAAAGCACGAAUACUGAGAUCUUUAGUCAACCAGCGACUCACUGCAGCUGCUGAAGAGAUAUUUGAGCUGUUUGAAAGAACGAUAGCAGAGCACGAGGAGGAACUUUCUCGUUCUAAAGAGGAGAACGAGCGACAACGGAAACUCCUGGACGCUGUUUUCAACCCUCAGCUUCGGUUACACAGAGCAGACGUCCAGCAGCUGUUGGUGGUUAAAGAAGAGGUACCCCCUGAGCAGCAGGAGUUGAGCUCCAGUCUGGACCAAGAGAACCCAGAGAUCCCACACAUUAAAGAGGAACAGGAGGAACUCUGGACCAAUCAGGAGGGAGAACAGCUUCAAGGACUGGAGGAGGCUGAUACCAAGUUCUCAAUCACUCCUGUGAAGAAAGAUGAAGAGGAAGCUCAGUCCUCACAGCUUCAUCAAAGACAAACUGAACAGAUGGAAACUGAAGCUGAUGGAGAGGACUGUGGAGGACCAGAACCAGACAGGAACUCAGAUCCAGAUAGACAUCCAGAACCAGAUACUGAUGAGAAGACUGGAGACUCUUCUGAACCUGAGACUGAUGACAGUGAGGAUUGGAAGGAGACCAGAGAACCUCAGUCAGGUUCAAACUCUUUGAAAAAUGAUGAAGUCCCUGUCAGUGAUUUGAGAUGUGGGACUGGUGGGAAACCGUUUAGAUGCUCUGAGUGUGAGAAAACAUUUGGCACCCGUGGAGCUCUGAAGAAACAUAUGAGAAUCCACACAGGAGAGAAACCUUACAGCUGCUCGGUUUGCAAGAAAUCUUAUAAAUGGAGUCAUAAUUUACAGAUGCACAUCAAAGCUCACAGUGGAGAGAAACCUUUCAGCUGCUCAGAGUGUGGUAAAGGUUUUAUUGAUAGAGGAACCCUGAAGACCCACAUCAGAACUCACACAGGAGAAAAACCUUACAGCUGCUCAGUUUGUGGCAAAACAUUCACAGAGUGGAACUUUAGUUUUACACACGAGAAUCCACACAGGAGAAAAACCUUACAGCUGCUCAGUUUGCAGGAAAUCUUUUACAAAGAGUCAACAUUUACAGAUACACAUGAAAGCUCACAGGGGAGAGAAACCUUUCAGUUGCUCAGAGUGUGGUAAAUGUUUCAUUGAAAAAGGAGCCCUGAAGACCCACAUUAGAAGUCACACAGGAGAAAAACCUUACAGCUGCUCAGUU